AUGGGCGCCAAAAGGCACGCGCCCUUCCGGUCCAAAUAUGGCGUGGAACUCGCCCUGCGGGUCAGGGACCGGGACCCCGAGACGAACGAGGUGCUCACCGCCACGUGCAUGUUUUGCCAGUCGUUUGGACGCGAGAACAAAGCUGGCGCGCUGCGGCGCCCGACGGACAAAGUCGCGGUGUUUAAGCCUCCGUUCCGCAAAGACGCGAUCCAGAUCCACCACGUGGGACAGCACGCAGCGCGAUGGGCCGCGUACUGCGCUCUCUUAAGUGACGAUACCCGACGGGCGUUCUUUACUUCAGCCGACGAGGCACCCGAUGGUGUCGCGUUGUUGUCCACGGAGACGAGCGGGCGACCGGUGAAAACCACUCGACGGGCGCCACAUUCAGUUUCAAAGUCAACUUCAACUUCAAGAGACCGCGGGCCUCAACGACAUGUACCGGUAAUGCCGCAACCGCUACGGCCGACAAGACAUUGGGUGGUCGACCGAGACAUUGUCACGGUCGUCAUCGGUACGUUCGUGCCACACGCUUCGGCGGUAAUCACUGCUGGACAGACGUACCUGUUGCAUGCAGUCGCUGAUUUUCAGGAUCUGGUGGACGAGACCGAGUCGGGCAAUGAUCGCCCAGCAGCUGACAGAACCGCUGCGAGGUUUCGCAUUGUCGUGGCACACCCGACGCAGUUCCAGCGGUUUAUCGAUCUCCUCAGCGCAAGUGAAUCACUGACGACUUCGGCAACAAUGUUGCAACAACAAACGAGUAAGGAAUCAGUGCCUGGAAGUCCAUCGCUCGAUGCGGAGGGAAUGGAGGCACUUGUGCACGUUGCUGCCAGGUAUGCGCGAUUCCUCUGUGCGAUCAAUUUCCAGCAGAUGGCUGAUAUUGUGAAAAGUACCGGCGUGUGCUCAAUCGGGUUGCAGGUCGGGCCCAUGGCACCCGCGUUGGUCGGUGAAACGCAAGUACUGUAUUGUGUGCACUUGCAGCUUCGUGUGUUUGCCAACGGAGAAGUUACGAGCUUUCACGUCCUGUCGAUGCCAGUGGAUGACUGCCAUUCGUUGGCCACAGACGGCUUGGGUCGUGUUUUUGACACUACGGAAGCAGUACUUGACGUGAUCGUACCGCGAUGGCAAGACCUCGUGCUUGCCGUUGUCAUUGAGACCGAAGGUACCAUGGAUCACGAGGCAGGCGAUCUACGGACCGUGCUGUGCAACGCAGCGAUCGGUCGCUUUGAGACUGUGUUGAAGCCUGGGUCGUUGAAGCUAUGCUGUGCUGCUCGACAGCUUGAUUCGCUCAUGCAGAGCUUCUUCAGCGGGAUCGUAGGCGGUGAAGCGAUUUACACGAAACUCACGACCUUAGUCGCAUACGUGAGUCGGCAGCGCGCAUUGCUGAGUACGAUCGAGACGGACGCUCCAGCUAUUGGCGACAAUCGAUGGAGGUCCAUUGCCAGUGUCACGAUGUGGUUUCGGCGCUACAGCGCGAGUAUCAGGGCGCACCUUAAGACCCAUCGGGCGACUUGUUCACCUCCAGACACGUGGUGGAUUCGCGUGAUCUUGGCGGCACGAGUCAGCCAAGAGGUUUUGCCAAUUUUGCUCGAGAUGUCGAGUUUCUCUGCAGAGACGCUGUUUCGUCGGGAUGCUGUUGUCAAGCUACGUGCGUUCGUGAUUGACUGGUUCAGCAUCUCUGGACCACCGAAAAGUAAUGAGUCAGCUGUAGCAGCCGGCACAGCUCGAUCCGAAACAAAUACUUUGGUCGUUUCACAGGAUGGCAAGUACUCCGUCAGCAUCGACAAUGUUUUUGCAGCACUAGAAGAUCUGGGAUCAUCCACUGCCGACAUCUUACGUGCUGCCAAGAGCGAGGACGAUCGCAUACAGGCACUGUUCGAAACUACACUGAACGACACAGCUGCCAGUGUCGUCGGCCUUGUUGCGGGUCUAACUUCAGUCGUAACUGGCAUGGAUGGCGUCGGUGCCAUGGUGUCGCGUUUGCCUGCUGUAUUGCCUCAAGACCUCGUGAACCUGCGUGGGCGACAAUUUACAGCGGCCGUUCUGCCUCAAAUGGAGCGGCUUCGUGUUGCAGGCUGGACACCGCAAGAGAUUGAAUGGAUCGAGCAGGAUUUCCAGGACCUGCGUGGUGCCUACUUCUGCGAGGCGUCUCUCAAGCUGGCACUGGCAUCGUGCGUCAACAAGCAUUCAGUUCGUGAUUCGUGGGGUUGUCUCCAAGGUCGAUUCACGCAUUUGCGGCGCUUUUGCGAACUGAUGGCGACUGCGUAUCCAAUCAGUGGUGCCCUUCACGACAUCCACAAUGGACCCACUUCCGGCUGCACGCCGGUAGCCACAGCACCAACCACCACGACGUUAUUCGAGGACUUGAAGACCGAAGUCUCCGACCUUUCGGUUCAGGCUGUGCUCCAGGCCAAACAGUUUCGAACGCUACAGGCUGUGAGACUGCAGAUUUAG
Molecule: messenger RNA, 2451 nt
Organism: Hyaloperonospora brassicae
Lineage: Eukaryota; Oomycota; Peronosporomycetes; Peronosporales; Peronosporaceae
Source: the annotation of a GenBank genome assembly